UCUUCUCCAUCUCACACAGACACUCGCUCCAGUAUCGGUGUAUCUGAUAGUAAUGACGCUUCUGCAGUGGAUCUUCAGGCUGCUGAUUGUCCUGAUCGUCUUUCACAGUGUAUGUGUGAUAUUUUAUUACGCACUCGACACACACUUGUCCAGACAGGCGAUGACGGACGCGCUUCAGCGGCUGCGCUGCGCAAAACUCAGACGCAAGUUCUCCGGCAUCACGUCCGCCAAGAGACUAAACAUGAAGAGUUUCACCCAGGAACUCAACGAUUUCUUAAACUGUCCGUACAAACCGAACAAGACAAAGCAGGAGCUAAACAGAAUGAGGCUGCAGUAUUGCUGUAACGCCACAGGAUCGUUAUACUUCACCAAACGAAACACAGCCGUCAAUCAGACCAUCCCAUAUGAAACAAGCAUAGUAAAAACAUACAAAAUGAAUCCAGCCAUUUACAGCAUGCUGCCUGAGGAUUUCCCCUGGAGCGGUCGUCGUUUGGGUCGGUGUGCUGUGGUCGGCAGUGGUGGGAUUCUGAAGAACAGCAGCUGUGGACGUGAGAUUGACAGCGCAGACUACAUCAUACGGAUCAUGGACACUGCAUGUGGCAACAUCAAUGUCAGGUCAGAGUACCCUACAUAUUUUCUAGAUGCCAUCACGGCCUUCUCAGCAGAUGCCACCGCCCUCAGACACCGUGGAAGACCCGCUGCUACUGGAUCUAACUUGCUAGAAAACUAGGCCACAGGUCGCAGUCUGUCUCCAUGAUGCUGUAAGAGAACAGAAGUCAUAAACCCAUUUUUCUCAUCCGCCAUCUGAACAAAAUGCUUAGUUGGUACCCGCAGGCCUAAGGUUGGUGCCCAAGACAGCUGAACUUCACAAUGUUCACAAAUGCCUCCUCCGCCUCCUCUGUCCACUCAAUUUUGUCAUAUGACCUCAACCCCUUCCCUAAUGUUAGGGCUCUCAGAGGCUGCUCGAGAAUUGCAUAUUUGGGAAUAAAUGUUCUGCAAUAUGAACACAUUCCCAAAAAUGACAAUGUUUGUUUCUUUGUGAUUGGUUUUGGUACAUCUUUUAAGGCCUGAACUCUUUUGUCAGAUAGGGGCUUGCUGACAUGACCCAAAAAUGUAACCUGUUGUUUUACAAACUGUAGUUUUGACAGGCUGACUUUGUGGCCCUCCUGAGCCAGAUGCUUCAGGAGAGAGACAGUGUCAGCCACUCGUGUAUUCAUCUCUACUAAUAAGGAACUAAUAACCCUUCAACAUAUUGUAGCAAAGCAAUUCCAGCUUCCAGAUUCCCUACUUCAUACCAUGACUAAUCCCUGGCCUUGGAAACAGAGGCACAGACUCUCCUGCUACUAGAUAACUAGUAGCUAACUGCUACUAGAUAAACUGCUACUAUAUACAACGGAAACUGUUUUUCUGUCAGCCUGACUGAAACCGCACACACAUUUUCUGUCCAAAACAUUUAAACACAGCUCAAAGUUUCACUCUUCACUCUUUUUUUUUUUUUUGUCCAGUUUUUCAUUGGCUGUAGUUGCAUUUCACUCCUUGCACAAUUUCUGCCAUUCAGAAACCAGCUUCGCAAGUGAC
Labeo rohita (rohu) is the source of this 1578-nucleotide messenger RNA. RefSeq names its product alpha-2,8-sialyltransferase 8E. The coding region runs from base 53 to 730 and encodes 225 amino acids. The transcript is spliced from 6 exons. Gene Ontology annotation, molecular function: alpha-N-acetylneuraminate alpha-2,8-sialyltransferase activity. Gene Ontology annotation, biological process: oligosaccharide metabolic process; N-glycan processing. Lineage: Eukaryota; Metazoa; Chordata; Actinopteri; Cypriniformes; Cyprinidae. The record is from RefSeq and is a predicted model, not a curated record.